AUGGACACGGCUAGCUGUGUUUCAUGUCCGGAUAUCACCCAUCAGCCAGUUCUUCACGUUGAAGCGCGUGUAAAGAGCAAUGGAGAUGGCAUCAUCAUCCGCACUGAUCUGGUUAGGGAAGAAGUUACAAAGUGGCUUGUCGACAAUUUUGCUGUUCUCUCGCUCGGGCAGAAGAUCUCCUCAUUUGAGCACCUCCACGAGCCACACGCACAGUAUAUCGACUCUAUUCUCGUCACCGAAUGCACUGGGGGAGAGGUGGAAUCCGGGGCGUAUAGGCUUCAGCAUGUCGAAUUAGAUGUUCAGGCAUAUCAGCUUCAUACUCCAUUCGAGCAAGAAAGUUCCCAGAAUACACUUCAUUCGGAGGAGGCACCAGAUAGUAGCGAAGAUACACCAAGAGCACAAGUGAUGACAUUGCCGAGUAAGGAGCUAGACGGGCUUUGGGAGUCGCUGCAGUUUGAUGAGCCACUCCAGUCUACACUUCUCCGCGCAAUAACCCGAAUGGUGUCAUUCUCAUCUCGAAAGCUCAACAAAUGGACUAUUAACUGGAAUCGACUGGUCCUUUUAUGGGGUCCACCAGGAACAGGAAAGACAAGCUUCUGGCAUGUUAAACUUGCAAUACGCCUCGGAAAGCAGUACCCCCGAAGCAAAUUGGUUGAAAUAAACGUCCACUCCCUCGGAAGUAGAUUUUUUAGCGAAAGUGGCAAGCUGGUAAGUAAAGCCAUCGAAAGCGUCGAGAUCUUACUCGAGGAGGAAGAGGACACGUUCGUAUACGUCUUCGUGGACGAGGUAGAGACGUUGGCUGCCCGGAGAGAGCGAGCGCUGGCGGGCAGUGAGCCCUUUGAUGCUGUUCGCGCCGUAAAUGCACUUCUUACGGGAUUGGAUAGACUAAAACAUCAUUGCAACGUAAUUGUCGUCUGCACAAGCAACCUCAUCACUGCCUUGGACCAGGCUUUUCUUGACCGUGUGGACAUCAAACAAUUCAUACCGCAUUUAUCCAAUCGGACUAUCUAUGGGGUCUACAAAGAAUGUCUUGAGGAGUUGAGUCGCUGUGGGAUCAUUGGGGGUGCUUCGUUUGAUGUGGUCCAGGUGAACCCGGACGAUCCCUUUACGGCGUUGCAAUAUGUGGAAAGCCCUACGGAAAAUCUCACCAUCCCAUCAUUUGAUGAAAUGCUUCUCAAUUACCAGAUGUUCGCAGACGCGGUUCCUAAACAGCUGGCAGAUGCAGCCUGCGAGAGUGUGGGCCUCAGUGGUCGUACCAUACGACGUCUUCCUGCAAUGUCGCUGGUGAUGUAUGGUCCGAGCAGAGUUCGGUACGAUGUUCGAACCGCGAUUCAGGCGCUGCGGACGGGCAUAGGAUCGGAAAGGAAGGCUAAGGUGGAAGCACAGUAA
Molecule: messenger RNA, 1389 nt
Organism: Aspergillus tanneri
Lineage: Eukaryota; Fungi; Ascomycota; Eurotiomycetes; Eurotiales; Aspergillaceae
Product: putative pachytene checkpoint component Pch2
Exons: 8
Coding region: 1-1389 (462 amino acids)
Biological process (GO): reciprocal meiotic recombination; meiotic recombination checkpoint signaling
Cellular component (GO): nucleus; chromosome
Molecular function (GO): ATP binding; ATP hydrolysis activity
Source: RefSeq, a predicted model, not a curated record